UCAUCUCUCAUCUCUCAUCUCUCUGCCUCUUUUUUCUAUUUUUCUUCACAACUCAGUUAUCAACCAACCAAAAUUUAGCAAUUUUUUGCACUAGAGAUUCAGACGUGAGAGAGAGAUAAGAUAUUCAUAUUCCCAUAUUAAAAAAAUAAAAAAGAGAGAUUAUAUAUUAUACCAAAUUUGGGGGCAGUGGACUGAUGGUGGCGUGGUAUUGAUCUAUUUCUUGCUUCUGCUAUUACUCUGUUGUGUCGUGCCUGUGCUUGUUGUGCUGCCACUGCCCAGCCCUUCCCAGGAAAAGAUUAUAAAGAAAAGAAGAGAAGAUAUAUAUUUGAUAAGAUAAUGAGUGGUGGGUGCUUCUCAACGAUCCGCUGUGCAGUCAAGGGCUGGUAUAAUUAUUAUAUUUACUUUUCAACUUCUGCUCUAUUCAUUUCAGGUUUAGUUUUGAGCCAUAGCUUCGCUGAAUAUGCAGUGGUGUCCACCUUGAUAGAUUAUCUCACAGGUAAUUGGGAGGAGCAGCAUCUACCAAAAGCUGUAGCAAUUAUCAAAUUCCAGGACGGCGUAGCCACCGUAUUAGCAGUUGUUCUCGCUUAUGUAGCAGAUUCCUGUAUAGGUCGUGUCAACAUGAUUGUCUUUACCACUAUUUCCUAUGUUUCGGGAUUGGUGCUCUUAUGGUGGUCAACCAAGUUCCUUGGUCCAAUUGGAGAAAUUGUAACGUUCUAUGUUGCAGCGGUGAUGCUAGCAGUGGGCAUGUCUAGUCGAGAACCACCUCUAAAGGCCUUUCUAGCUGAUCAGUUGAGCAAGAAAGAAAAUCCAAAUGAAGAAGAGCCGGAACAAAUAGAGGGUCGUACAAAUGUUUGGUGGCGGAUUGCUAGGUUUACUGGAGCCACCAUUGCUCUCUUUUGCCUUCCAAAUGCUUCAUGGGAAAAAGCCUUCAAAGUUUCUGCCCUGGUGAUGGGAGCAAAUCUUUUGCUAUUCUUGUUUGGCUAUGGUAUCUCCGCUUACGGUCUCUCCUUUUACGGUCUCCCCGGUUACAAUAUCCUCAAACCAAACGGGAGCCCACUUCGAAUUAUUCCUAGAGUUGUCAAGUUAGCUAUACACAAUCGGCAUUGCAAUUACCCUCGUUCAGAAAAAGGGUUUUAUCGGAAAAACUAUACACCAAGUCAGUUUGAGGAGAACCAUGGUCAAAUACAUUUGUCGCCAAAAGUUUUAUUUCUCAGAUGGUUAGACAAAGCUGCAAUAAUUGAUGAACGAACACCCUCAAUCAGUCCAGAAGUGCAAGAGAAUUGUGGGCACCUUUGCACAGUUGAACAAGUGAGGGUAGUAAAAAGCCUUUUUUCGUUGAUACCUAUUUGGAUAACCUUUUUCGGUUGUAGUUUGGUUGGAGCUACCGGAAACACUUUCUUUUUUGAACAAACUAGUAACUUGGAUUUCGGCAUUGGCAAUAAUGUCCAAUUUCCUUUAAAAGUUUUAUUUGCCCUCAGGUCCUCUGUGGAGGUCCACAGACUAUAUUUAAUAAACGAAGAGAUGAUUGAUCCUAGUGAUACCACUCGAUCUAUCUCUAUGAGUGUCCUCUGGUUAGUUCCACAGUUUACUUUGUUAGGACUAAUGGAAGGACUGGCCAUUGACGGGCUUCAUGAAUUCUUCUAUGACCAUGUUGCUACAUCAAUGAGGAGUUACGGUCCAUCGUUCAGUGAUUGUGUAUUAGGCUUUGGAAAUUUCAUCAGCAUGCCUUUUGUAUUACUGUGUAGAAGCUGGUUCAAGGAUUCCACAAACACAAGUCAUCUCGACAGGUAUUAUCUGACUUUAGCAAUAUUGAGUUUCGUGUGCCUUGUCAUGUAUGCGUAUGCUUCAUAUUCAUUGAAGCCUUUCCACAUGGGAAAUGCAUCGGAGGAUGAGGCAUUAAACUUGAUCUUGGUACAUGGCACUGAAGCAAAUGUAAACUCCCCUGAACAUAUGGAGGAACCCCUUUUGCAAUCCCAUGCAUCGACUGAAGCUGAAGAGGGACUCCCGCCUGAUGAGGAAUUAAAGGAGAUCUUGGUACAUGGCACUGAUGGCUUAGCUGAAUCCCAGCUAACUUGGAACGUCUCUUUCCCACGGAGAAGAAAUGUGGCUAACGCUGCAGCAGCCACUGCCACUGAAUCCCAACCAACUAAGAGCUUCUCUUUCCCCUCACGGAGCAUCUCUUUGCGCUUAAAGGAUAAAAAGGUUGGGGAAUCAGCCGCAAAUGUAGACUCCCCUGAACAUAUGGAGGAACCCCUUUUGCAAUCCCACGCAUCGACUGAAGCUGAAGAGGGACUCCCGCCUGAUGAUAAGCCAGAGAGCCACCGUGACUAA
Messenger RNA from Quercus lobata, 2331 nucleotides. RefSeq names its product protein NRT1/ PTR FAMILY 5.4-like. Lineage: Eukaryota; Viridiplantae; Streptophyta; Magnoliopsida; Fagales; Fagaceae. Gene Ontology annotation, molecular function: transmembrane transporter activity. The transcript has 6 exons. The record is from RefSeq and is a predicted model, not a curated record. Gene Ontology annotation, cellular component: membrane. Bases 337 to 2331 code for a protein of 664 amino acids. Gene Ontology annotation, biological process: transmembrane transport.